CCUCUGUGUCUCUCGCUCACGCAUACACACACACACAUAGCUGCCAACGACUCCUCUGUAUCAGUAUCAGUAUCAUCAGGUCAGAAUAGAAGAGGAGAAGGGAUGGAGAAGAUUGUAUAUUCGCAUGUAUUUGAUCAUCUGUGCUCCCUUGCCCUUGCCCUUGCCCUUGCCCUUGCCCUUGCCCUUGCCCCGGCUUCUCUUCUCUUCUCUGCUGCUGCUGCUGCUGCUGCUCUUGUAUAUGUUCUUGUAGAAUGUAAAGAAAAAGGGGACAUUGGGAGGAGAGGAGGAAAUGGAAUAAAGUCGUAAUGACACAAGGGGAGAAAGUGUGGCGGGGCGAAACGAUGAGAGUUUGAACAAAGUGUUGAAAAAUAGGAAGAGGGAAGAAAGG
Molecule: messenger RNA, 388 nt
Organism: Microstroma glucosiphilum
Lineage: Eukaryota; Fungi; Basidiomycota; Exobasidiomycetes; Microstromatales; Microstromataceae
Exons: 1
Coding region: 103-306 (67 amino acids)
Source: RefSeq, a predicted model, not a curated record